Messenger RNA from Lacerta agilis (Sand lizard), 3491 nucleotides. RefSeq names its product zinc finger protein 658B-like. Gene Ontology annotation, molecular function: DNA-binding transcription activator activity, RNA polymerase II-specific; RNA polymerase II cis-regulatory region sequence-specific DNA binding. The record is from RefSeq and is a predicted model, not a curated record. Gene Ontology annotation, cellular component: nucleus. The transcript has a single exon. Bases 239 to 2005 code for a protein of 588 amino acids. NCBI's taxonomy places the organism in Eukaryota, Metazoa, Chordata, Lepidosauria, Squamata, Lacertidae. Gene Ontology annotation, biological process: regulation of transcription by RNA polymerase II.
AAUGUAUGAUAUGUUGAAAUAAGAGAAGGUGCUAAUGGCGUUUGAUGUGUUCUCUUUCCCUUUGUUCUCUUCCUUGAAACCCAAACAGGAUUUCCUUUCCACCCACUCUGAAGAAGGUGAUGGAGAAGACAGUCAGAAUUCCAGGGGAUGGGGCACUUUUGUUUAAUUAGGAAUAGAAACUGAAAUAUGGAAUAUGCUUCACUGAAUGUGCACACAUAGUUCACAUCAGCGGACUUAAAUGGGCAAGAAAAGAUUCCAAUGCAGGGAGUGUGGGAAGAACUUCAGCCAGAGUAGAAACCUCAGUAGACAUCACCAGACUCACACCGGGGAGAAACCAUAUGAAUGUAUGGAGUGCGGAAAGAGCUUCAGUCAGAAUGGAGACCUUAGAUCACAUCAACGGAUUCACACAGGGGAAAAACCAUUUAAAUGUAAGGAAUGCGGAAAGAGCUUCAAUCGGAGUGGAAGCCUCAAUAUACACCAACGGACUCACACGGGUGAAAAACCUUUUAGAUGUAUGGAGUGUGGAAAGAGCUUUAGUGAAAGUGGAAGCUUUAGACAUCAUCAACGGACUCACACCGGGGAGAAACCAUAUGAAUGUAUGGAGUGCGGAAAGAGCUUCAGUCUGAAUGGAGACCUUAGAUCACAUCAACGGAUUCACACAGGGGAAAAACCAUUUAAAUGUAUGGAAUGCGGAAAGAGCUUCACUUUCAGUGCAUCCCUUAGAACCCAUCAACGGACUCACACAGGGGAAAAACCAUUUAAAUGCAUGGAGUGUGGAAAAAGCUUCAAUCGGAGUGGAAGCCUCAAUAUACACCAACGGACUCACACGGGUGAAAAACCUUUUAGAUGUAUGGAGUGUGGAAAGAGCUUUAAUGGAAGUGGAAGCUUUAGACGUCAUCAACUGACUCACACCAGGGAGAAACCAUAUGAAUGUAUGGAGUGCGGAAAGAGCUUCAGUCAGAAUGGAGACCUUAGAUCACAUCAACGGAUUCACACAGGGGAGAAUGAAUGCAAGGAGUGUGGAAAGAGCUUCAGACACAAUAGUCACCUGAAAUUACACCAACGGACUCACACGGGUGAAAAACCUUUUAGAUGUAUGGAGUGUGGAAAGAGCUUCAGUCAGAGUGGACACCUCAAUAUACAUCAAUUGACUCACACAGGGGAGAAACCACAUGAAUGCAUGGAGUGUGGAAAGAGCUUCAGUCAGAGUGUACACCUCAAUAUACAUCAACUGACUCACAUAGGAGAGAAACCAUAUAAAUGCAUGGAGUGUGGAAAGAGCUUCAGCCAGAGUGCAGACCUCAAUAGACAUCACCAGACUCACACCGGGGAGAAACCAUGUAAGUGCCUGGAGUGUGGAAAGAGAUUUAGAGAUAGUGGAAGCCUUAGAAUACAUCAACGGACUCACACAGGGGAGAAACCAUAUGAAUGUAUGGAGUGCGGAAAGAGCUUCAGGCACAGUGGAACCCUCAGACAACAUAAAUGGACUCACACAGGGGAUAAACCAUAUAAAUGUAUGGAGUGCGGAAAGAGCUUCAGUUUCAAUCAGAAGCUUAGAAUACACCAACGGGCUCACACAGGGGAGAAGCCAUAUGAAUGUAUGGAGUGCGGAAAGAGCUUCAGGCACAGUGGAACCCUCAGACAACAUAAAUGGACUCACACAGGGGAGAAACCAUAUAAAUGUAUGGAGUGCGGAAAGAGCUUCAGUUUCAAUCAGAAGCUUAGAAUACACCAACGGGCUCACACAGGGGAGAAGCCAUAUAAAUGUACAGAUUGUGGAAAGAGCUUCAGUUUCAAUGCAACCCUUAGAAGACACCAACGGACUCACACUGGAGAGAAACCAUAUAAAUGUAUGGAAUGUGGAAAGAGCUUCAGUCAGAGUGGACACCUCAAUAUACAUCAACUGACUCACACAGGGGAGAAACAAUUUAAAUGCAUGGAGUGCGGAAAAAGCUUCAGUCGAAGUGAAAAUCUUAGAAAACAUCAGCUGACACAUAGUGAAUAAACCACUUAAAUGUAUGGCAUGUGGAAGGAACUUCAGUCAGAGUGGAACCCUUGAUUUACAUCAGCAAACUCACACAAGAAAGAAACCAUAUAAAUGUCUGGUAAUUAGAUUGAGGCUCGGCCCUAGUGGAAGUCCUACAUCAACAGACUCAUGGCCAGGAAGAACUUUAAGAGUUGACACCCUACAUGCCAUCAAUAUCUCAAAGAGGAGAAGCAUUUUAAAAUGAAAGAUUGCAGAAAGUGCUCUAGGUAUAAUGUAAUGUUUAAGAAACAUCAAGGGACCUUCAAAGGGGAGAACCCAUUUAUAUGUCUGGAGUGCAGGAUGUGUUCCUCUCAGAUUCCACUCUUCUUCAUAGCAAUGAACUCAGAGGAAAUCCAUCUUCCUGCUUCAGGACCAGCUCAGUCUGUUUCUCCUGUCAUUUUCUCAUAGCUAGGUAAUUCCUGUCUAAUCUGCUCUGUGUCUGUGUCUCUCCCUGCUUCUGAGACCCCUGGAAAUGAAGGGGAUGAAUUUCCCCCCUCUGGCUCUUCUUCUACGGAAAGCUGAUCUGCCUGAGAAUGGAUUCCCUCGUUAAGGUUGGGGACCUUAACGGAGUCCUUUCAUUAGAACUGGACAGGACAGAAAGGGAAAGGAAAUCUAGAAAAGGGAGACUGCCACAUACAUUUUUUCAAAUCGUCAACAGCAUAAACCUAAAGAAUACAUGGAAACACAAAAAUCCACUGGAGAAACAGUUCACACACUUUUCAAAACCCAAACAAUCGUCAGGGAGAGGUUAUGUAAUCUGGAUCUCAAAUAAUUUAAUAAAUAAAAUUAUAAAAUUACAAAAACAGAGAUUCACCCAAAGACAAUAACAGAUCAUAAUCCAGUUAUAUUAGAAUUAGAAAAUAAACAAAAGGGUAAUAAAAGAUGGCGAUUAAAUGAGAAUUUAUUAAAUGAAAAUUUGGUGAUUAAAGCACAGGGAUUGUUGAAAGAAUUGGAAUCAAUAAAUCACAAGACACUGAUAUGAGAAUAAUUUGGGAUGCCAGUAAGGCAUUUGUUGCAAAGAAAAAGAGAGCUUAUGAGAGGAACUUAGGGCAGUUAAGAGAAUAAAUAGCAAGCAAUGAAAAAUACUAGUGAAGGAACCAAAAAAAAGGUAGAACAAAAAAAUCAAGUUAUUACAAACACAAUUCUUGCUGUUGCGAAUCAUUGAAAUCCAAAAUAACAUAAGAUGGAUGAAACAGAGAUCCUUUGAAUUUGCGAAUAAGCACAGGAAAAUGCUGGCAUGGCAACUGAAGAAGAGACAGAAAGAGGAUUAAUAGAUAACAUCAAAGACAGCGAGAAAAGAAUAGACAAACCAGAAGAAACAAACAAGUGUUUUAUCAACCACUUCAAAAGUUUAUAUAAGAUAGGCAAGGAAACAGAAGACGAGAUAAAAAAAUUGUCUGCAGGCGAAAGACUUACCCAGAAAGGGGGAGGGGGGAUAGUAAAUCUAAAUGCCUUGUUUUCUCCC